CCAUGACAGACUAUAAAGAGCAGAGCAGGUCUCCCCAGCAGCUGAUACCAACUGCUCUAUAAAUAGGUCCCAGGGCCUGGCCUCCGCCUUAGAGCACACAGCUCAAACAGACGAGCCACAUGCUUUUUACUUUUCCGUAGACAAAGGAAUAGGAAAGUAGUAUCCAUUUUAGUUUUGUGCAAGAUUAAGGAUGAACAAGCCCAAAAUUAACAGACCAGAGGAGAGCCAGCCAGCACAUGCGCUGUGGUACGACAGAAAGAAAUAUGUCACCGUCACCUUCAUGGUUCAAAGACCUAAAGAUGUCAAAGUUGAUAUCCAGCCAGACAAAAUGAUUUUGUGCUGCAAAAAUGACACCGAUGAUGUGUUCUACAAUGAGCUGCACUUCUUCGACAAAGUCAUAAUCCAUGACUCCAGAGAAAGAGUCUACGACCGCACCAUCAACCUCUUGCUAAGGAAGGCGAAGCCUGAUUGUGCAUGGCCACGUCUCCAGAGGGAUCCUGCCAAGCCCAGUUGGAUUUCUGUGGACUUUGAUAACUGGAGAGACUGGGAGCAUGAAGAAGAUGACGGGAAGGAAGAGUACGAUAGAUACAUGGAUAUGAUCCAAGACCUGGCUUCGAAAAAAGGAGAAAUACCAGAUAUGGGAGAUCUUAGUGAUUCUGACUGAGACUCACAGAAUCCUUCUCUCCUGUGUUUGAUGAAGUUUGUAUUAUUUGCUGAUGGUCUGAGGCGUUAUUGUCCAAAAUACAGUUUUUGCAUUUUAUGAUGUUUUCUAUGAGAUUAUUUAUUGAGAUAUCAAUGUCAACUGUACACUGUAAGUAUCGCUGCGUGUUUGAAUAAAAAUACGUUUUAUCAACCAUAA
Molecule: messenger RNA, 859 nt
Organism: Scophthalmus maximus (turbot)
Lineage: Eukaryota; Metazoa; Chordata; Actinopteri; Pleuronectiformes; Scophthalmidae
Gene: ptges3l
Product: prostaglandin E synthase 3 like
Exons: 7
Coding region: 191-664 (157 amino acids)
Biological process (GO): protein folding; chaperone-mediated protein complex assembly
Cellular component (GO): nucleus; cytosol
Molecular function (GO): Hsp90 protein binding; protein-folding chaperone binding
Source: RefSeq, a predicted model, not a curated record